AUAACUGGGCCACAACUGUCAUUGCCAUUGAACAGAGGUUUAUAGAUAAUUCCUACUUAUUACACUUUCUCAUCCCAAAGCAGACUGUAAGACAAGUGGAGCAAAUUUAGAGCUCAUAUAGCACUCUGUCUAAGCGCUCCUAACAUUAGCUAAUUUAUAGCAACCCCUGUCCGAACCCACAACACAGAAAUUAAUGGCAUUGCCUUCCAUUUCUGUGGUCCUUACACUUCUACUCUUCCAAAUCCUCAAAACCGACGCCAAAGUUUCAUCCAUCAUCGUCUUUGGAGAUUCCACGGUAGAUUCUGGGAACAACAACUACAUCCCGACAGUGCUAAAAAGCAAUUUCAAGCCUUACGGUCGAGAUUUUGAUGGUGGUCGAGCAACAGGCCGGUUUUCCAAUGGCCGGGUUCCCACAGAUUUCAUCUCCGAGGCUUUUGGGCUCAAAACAACUGUUCCUGCGUAUUUGGACCCGGCUUACACCAUCAAAGAUUUCGCUACGGGAGUCUGCUUUGCUUCAGCUGGAACUGGUUAUGACAAUGUUACUUCUAAAGUUCUUUCUGUAAUACCUCUAUGGAAGGAAUUGGAGUACUACAAGGAAUACCAAAGCAGGCUGAGAGACUACCUGGGCAACAACAAGGCAGACGAGAUUUUGGGUGAAGCUCUCUACAUAAUUAGCAUAGGAACAAAUGAUUUCUUAGAAAAUUAUUAUCUGCUUCCAAGCAGAUCAUCAGAGUACUCCAUUGAGGAGUACCAGAAGUUCUUGGCAGGCAUAGCAAGAAAUUUCAUUACAAAUAUUUACAAGCUGGGAGCGAGGAAAAUAUCGUUGACAGGGCUGCCUCCGAUGGGUUGCUUGCCGCUGGAGAGAACGGCAAACUUAGCAUCAGGUGGAGGAUGCAUUGAUGGAUACAACAAAGUGGCUAUGGAUUUCAAUCAGCAGUUGCAGUCAUUGGUGGAGACACUGAACAGGGAGCUUUCUGGGCUUCGGUUGGUGCUUGUGAAUCCUUAUGCUACUCUUUAUAAUAUCAUUCAGAACCCUCGUUCUUUUGGUUUUGAACAUUCAGCAAUUGCAUGUUGUGGGACUGGAAGGUUCGAGAUGAGCUAUUUGUGUGGUGAAGAUAAUGGUCUUACAUGUUCGGAUGCGAAUGAAUACGUGUUUUGGGAUUCUUUCCACCCUACAGAGAAAACAAACGGCAUACUAGCAAACUAUGCAGUCAGAACAUAUCUAGCUGUAUUUCUACAAUGAAUUUCCUCUUACAGGGAAUAAUUCAGUCUUUAUCAGGCAAGAAUAUGGAUACUACAUGAUAUGAUAUUCUACUCUACAUUAUUUAGUAUUUUGCUAUUACCCUAAAAGUAGGUGGAAUAGUCGAUCCAGCCACAUAUUCUAUUAAAAGCAGACAACAGGAACACAUAUAGACAAGAUAAUUCGAGGAACUACCAUUUAUGAAGACAAUUCCCUUCAUGCACGGUGUUUUUCAUAAUUUUCACAACUGGGACAACUAUAAUGUGUAAUUGUUAGUCUCUAUCUUGACAGGAGCCCAUUCUUGCUGCCCACCAAUAUUUUCAAAAAAA
Messenger RNA from Sesamum indicum (sesame), 1569 nucleotides. Its product is annotated as GDSL-like Lipase/Acylhydrolase superfamily protein. The record is from RefSeq and is a predicted model, not a curated record. Lineage: Eukaryota; Viridiplantae; Streptophyta; Magnoliopsida; Lamiales; Pedaliaceae. Gene Ontology annotation, molecular function: hydrolase activity, acting on ester bonds.